Messenger RNA from Strongylocentrotus purpuratus (purple sea urchin), 937 nucleotides. RefSeq names its product dehydrogenase/reductase SDR family member on chromosome X-like. The transcript is spliced from 8 exons. The record is from RefSeq and is a predicted model, not a curated record. NCBI's taxonomy places the organism in Eukaryota, Metazoa, Echinodermata, Echinoidea, Camarodonta, Strongylocentrotidae. Bases 1 to 906 code for a protein of 301 amino acids.
AUGGUAUUAGUCGGCACUGGAUAUGAGACAACAAAAGCACUGGCUCAGGUGGGGGCAAAGGUCAUUCUAGCGUGCCGAUCUGAAUGUAAAGCCAAUCAGGCCAUUUAUAGAAUGAAGAGGGAACACGAAGAAGAAAAAUCUGAUCCUACAAAGCAGAAAGUACAAAUAAAGGUCGAUGAUCUCCACGUUGAAUUCAUGACCCUUGACCUUGCCUCAUUGGAAAGUACAGUUACCUUCAUAGAAGCCUAUAAGAGCAGAGGUCUUCCUCUUCAUGUUCUUGUGUGCAACGCUGGUAUCUUCUGUGGUCCCAAGGCCCUGACGUCUGACGGGUACGAACCUCACUUUCAGAUCAACUAUCUCUCCCACUUCUUACUCAUCCUCCAUCUUCUACCUGUCUUGAAGAGAUCUGGUCCAGGAUCUCGAGUGGUCUCUGUUGCGUCCGGUAUGUAUCGGCUCGCCAGCUGGAAUGUCGACGAUAUGCAGUGCUUGGAGAACCCCGACUUGAAGAAUCGUUACGCUACCUCGAAAUACUAUCAGAUAAUGCACAUGUUCUCAUUGGCUCAACGUUUGGAAGAAAAAGGGGUCGGUGUGUUUUCGGUGCACCCGGGUGUGGUCGAUACAGAGAUUUGCAUGCGUGGUGGGCCGGAGGUACCGGUGCUGACGAAAAUUCGAAGGACCCUCGGGGCCAAAAUGUUGAGGUCUCCAUUUGAGGGUGCGCUGUCAUCACUUCAUGCCGCCGCUAGCCCGGUAUAUGAUGGGAAGACUGCGAUCUACUUUGAAAGCUCAACGCCCCGGGAUGUCACAGCUAUGGUCAGAGACAAGGAAAAACAGGAGAUUCUAUGGAAAUAUUCUCUUGAAUGCCUCAAGGAGUACAUUACAGAAGAUAUCUCGACGGAACUACCAUAAGCAUAAAACAAUGGCCUAGAAUGUUAGGCUU